Fomitopsis serialis is the source of this 1113-nucleotide messenger RNA. RefSeq lists its product as uncharacterized. Gene Ontology annotation, molecular function: O-acetyltransferase activity. NCBI's taxonomy places the organism in Eukaryota, Fungi, Basidiomycota, Agaricomycetes, Polyporales, Fomitopsidaceae. The record is from RefSeq and is a predicted model, not a curated record. Gene Ontology annotation, cellular component: Golgi apparatus. The transcript is spliced from 4 exons. The coding region runs from base 1 to 1113 and encodes 370 amino acids.
AUGCACCGCAAGGAGGACGCCCUCGCGUUCGCGGGCUUCGAGGGCUGCGCGAGCUCGCGCGAGUUCUGGUGGCACCUCGCCGCCGACAACGAGCGCCUCUGGGACCGCUUCCCCGCCGUCACGGGCUGGGACUGGACGCCGGGCGACGACUGCGAGAUGCGCCCGCUCGACGGCGCCGCCAUCGUCGCGGACAUGGUCGAGAACGGCGGCUGGCUGCUCAUUGGAGACUCCGUGACAGAAAACCACUUCUUCUCGCUCUCCUGCGUGCUCUACCCGCACGUCCGCGCCACGCCCAACUACACCGAGAACCCCUACUUCGACCGCGCCUGGCCACAGCACCUCUACCUCUCGCCCUCGUCCCCGCUCCUCCCCCACCUCCGCCUGCCCUCGGGCUUCUCCGUCGAGGACACGCCCCUCGUCACCUUCCGCCGCGUGGACCUCCUCCUCGACCGCGCCGAGCUCGAGGGGCUGCACGCCGCGCGCGCGGGGCCGGACGCGCCGCCGCUGUUCAGCGCGGAGCAGUUCUGGAGCCUGAGCCCCGAGUACUACGUGCGGGACCUGUUCCUGAACGGCCACUACGGGACGCUCGUCGCGAGCACGGGCGGGCACUGGACGACGACGCUGAUGAGCGCGUUCCGCGACGAGGGCGCGCGCGCCCAGGGCAUCGACGGCGUGCUCGGCUUCUUCGACGCGGCGAUGCGGCGCUGGGCGGAGGACGUGCAGGGGAUCCUGGACGAUUAUGAGAAGAGGGGGAAGCGGUGGGGCUUUGGGUGGCGGAGGGAGCGGAAGCAGGUCGUCGUGCGGGCGUACCUGCCCGGCCAUGAGGACUGCCAUAACGAGCGGGCGCCCUGGAGGGAGUGGCGGCCGUUCGUGUGGAACUGGUAUAACUGGGGGAACAUCUGGGAGUUCAACAAGGUGUUCGGGAACAUCCUCGACGCGGGCAAGUACCCCGACGUACAUUAUCUGCCGAUCGACCGGCCGGCGCUGCUGAGACCCGACGCGCACUCGGCGGGUGACUGCCUGCACAUCAUGACCGGCGCGGGCGUCCUCGAGGGCUGGACGCACUACAUCUGGCACUUUGUCAACCGCGAGAUCCCCGGGAAGGUGCGGUGA